Molecule: messenger RNA, 2638 nt
Organism: Lytechinus variegatus (green sea urchin)
Lineage: Eukaryota; Metazoa; Echinodermata; Echinoidea; Temnopleuroida; Toxopneustidae
Gene: cutc
Product: copper homeostasis protein cutC homolog
Exons: 7
Coding region: 99-836 (245 amino acids)
Molecular function (GO): copper ion binding
Source: RefSeq, a predicted model, not a curated record
CUCGUCACGCCACGCCCACUUUUUGUAUCAAUCUACGGAAUUGCCCGAAUUAAAGGCAAGAAUAUUAUUCAAAAGAGUUGUGAAUUCUCAUUACUUGGAUGGAAAUUUGUAUUGAUUCAGUUGAAUCAGCUAUUGCUGCCGAGAAUGGAGGGGCAUCUAGAGUUGAGCUUUGUUCAAAUUUGUUUGAAGGGGGAACCACUCCAAGCAUUGGAAUGCUCCAGGUGAUCAAGAAGGAAUGCCCAGAUCUUCCUGUCUUCAUUCUGAUACGCCCCAGAGGAGGGGAUUUUGUUUAUAGCAUGUUGGAGAUGGAAGUGAUGAAGCAGGACAUUAAACUGAUGAAAGAGCAUGGAGCGGAUGGCUUCGUGCUUGGAGUUCUCACAAGUGAUGGAAAUGUUGACAAGGACAAGUGCAGAGAGUUGAUGGAUCUGUGCAGACCACUCCCAAUGACAUUUCACAGAGCUUUUGACAUGUGCACUGACGCUCAUGGCGCUUUGGAGGAUAUCAUCUCCCUUGGUUUUGACCGCUUGCUGACCAGCGGUCAAGAGUCAACAGUCUUAGAAGGGCUACCCUUGAUUGCUGACCUAGUGACUAGGGCAAGAGGAAGAAUAGUCAUCAUGCCUGGUGGCGGUAUAACAGAGCGCAACCUCCAGAGAAUCUUGGACGGUAGUGGGGUGAAGGAAUUUCACUGCUCCGCCCGAACAUCCCGCCAAUCACAGUCAACUUACAGGAACACAGCCGUCUCCAUGGGAGCAGCGCUCAGACCUCCAGAAUUCACAUUGAAGUGUGCCGAUAGUGAUCUCAUACGGAGACUCCGUGGUAUACAGACUGAAAGAUGAUAGACUGCCAACCUUUUCAUGCAAUAAUCGAUCAAUCUCAGGGGAGAAACGAGUCUGUUUUUUAGUUAUUGGACCUAUUAAUCAGGUUUAGCUUCAAGUAUCGAAUUUAUAUACUAAGGGCCACUGCACACCUGAUUUUGGAAUAAAACGUAGAAGAAUUUGAUGCUAAUAUUGAGACAUGGAAUACAUGUAUCUUACUGUGUAAUAUUCAAAAACAUUGUACUAAUACCUAUGUAUUAUCUGUGGCUAUGCUAUUGCCCUUAUUAAAAAUGGAAGUUAAUUUCAUAUCGAGUCGUAAUGACGUCAUAGCAAUUAUAUGAUCGGCUACGAUUUGAGACUCAUUUGGCCUUUACUCCUAAAUAAAGGCUUGCAAUCGUCCAAAAUUGUUAUAUUAGUAUUCUUUCAAUUAAUUUGGAACCUCAAAUAAAAUCAUACUUUACAUUUACAUUUUCAGAAAAUGAGCAAAAUAUGAUUCAUCUCAAAAAUGGAUCAUGGACCGGUUGUAAGGUGUGUGGUGGCCUUUACUGGUAUGCAGUUAAGCAGGCCGGGUUUGUUGAAGUGAAAACUUUGUUGUAGGAACUCAACCCCCCUCUCCCCCCCCCAUUUCCACAGAGAUGAUGCUUGUCUAGAGGGUCUUAUCCACAAGAAAAUAUGUGAAAAUACAAAUGGGGUAUAUUUUACUGAUUAAAAAAAAUGCUGUGUAAUUAUCUAUUGCUGUGUUCCUGUCAUGUAUCAGCACAUUGAAAUGUUGAAUGUCCAUUCAAAAACAAAUCCAUGUUAUUCUUUGCUGGUGUUUAUUUUUUAUUUUUUGCCAAAUCUUGAUUGGAUUACUGAGAUUGGAAGAACAGAAUUCACCAAGAAUACCACUUUGGAAUUGGAUAUGCUGCAUUAGUCUGCAAUUUCAUUCAAUACAAUUACCAUAUGAUAGUUUCAUCUUUGCACUCACUUCUUUGGCGGCAUUUCUCGGCUACUAAAUCUUAUUAUAAUCCACAUUCCACUUUUUAAGGCUCCAACAGAUGCAGAACAUCUAAUGUCCAAUGCUUCCAAAAGGAGUCGACGAUUUGUUGGACGUAUUCUACCUUGAGGUACAUCACGCGAUGCUCUACCCGGUAGCAUGUCGUUUGGGAAAAUGUAACUUCCAUUAUCAGGAUCGUGGGGAAUUCUACCAAUUGGUCUCUGAUUGAUGAGGUUAGCUUUAUCUAUUAAACACGUAUAGGCCUAUAGCUCAAAUGGUGUCAAAAGCUGUCCUGCGAUGGCUUUCUUUUAGGAGUAUUUUCAGCUUUUCACAAGCGAUUCCGCACCUCCGUUCUGGUGAGGCGCUGAAGGAGUGGUGAAUUUCCAAACAGUUCUCAUAUUUGCACAGAAUUCAGCCAGGUUCUGUGCAUCCUAACCUCUGAUUACCUCGCACAGCUCUCUGUCGGCACCAACAAACUGCGUACCGUUGUCACUCAAUAGAUAGGCAGGUUGGCCUCUAAUUACAAAGAACUGUCUAUUCACUAGAAGAAAGGCCAUAGUGGAGCAGUGGGUAGCCAUCUCCAGAUGUACUACUGUUGUGUUAAGGCACAUGAAAAUUACACUGUACAAUUUAAUAGCAGUGCAUUACGGGUAAUCUUCACUCUGUAUAGACCAAACUAAUCAACAGAUGUAUUGUAGAAUUUGGGAGUCUGGGGGCUACUCUAUUCUGAGGUAACUAUGCCAUCAGCUGUUUCUCAGCUGCAUAUUCAAUCUCUCUUCACUUUGUGCAUCUGAACUUGAUGGUUUUUUGUCUCACCUGCAUAGCAGAGUGAGACUAUAGGCGCUGC